GAGUUUCGGGAAGUAAGAAGGCGGUGUUAGUAGUCUCCCCUCGGCUGCUCCGCAGGGCGCUACGGUUGUCAGGGUCCCUGCCGGAGCCCAGGGAGCAAAGCGGGGUCGAGAGGGAGCACCUGAAGCAGCGCAACAGGCAGUUCCCGACCCGCCGGAGAUCACGCGGCGAGUCUGUGGCCCAAACCGCCCGCCGCCUCCGAGCAGUCGCCGGAUUGCCGCCCCACAGGGAGCCACUUGGCCCAAGGACUAACCCAGCCCCGGCACUCUCGCUCAGGAGAGGCUCUGCAGGCCGGCAUUCAGGCUGGCGAGCUCGCCCACGCAUCUCAGCCCAAGCAGUGGUCGUCUGGCUUGCGAAGAUGUCAGCCAAGCCCGCUGUCGGCUUCGUGAACGAGGCUUCUCGGCAGAUCCUGGCCGGUGGUUCCGCUGGUCUUGUAGAAAUUUGCCUGAUGCACCCUCUCGAUGUGGUGAAAACCAGGUUCCAGAUUCAGAGAUGUGCAACUGAUCCAAACAGUUACAAAAGCUUAGGAGACAGCUUUCGAAUGAUUUUCCGCACAGAAGGGUUGUUCGGUUUUUACAAGGGAAUUCUGCCACCCAUCUUGGCUGAAACACCAAAAAGAGCAGUGAAGUUUUUCACCUUUGAGCAGUACAAGAAAUUGCUAGGAUAUGUGUCACUGUCACCAGCAUUGACCUUUGCCAUUGCUGGAUUGGGAUCUGGACUAACAGAAGCCAUUGUGGUCAACCCUUUUGAGGUAGUAAAAGUUGGCUUGCAAGCCAAUCGGAACAAAUUUACAGAGCAACCAUCCACCCUGAGUUAUGCAAGACACAUCAUUAAGAAGGAAGGCUUGGGACUCCAGGGCCUCAACAAAGGAUUUACAGCAACUUUGGGACGUCACGGAGUUUUCAACAUGGUUUAUUUCGGCUUCUACUACAAUGUCAAAAACAUUAUUCCUGUCAAUAAGGAUCCAACCUUGGAGUUUCUGAGAAAAUUUGGGGUUGGUCUUCUCUCGGGCACAAUAGCCUCAGUCAUUAACAUCCCUUUUGAUGUUGCCAAAAGUAGGAUUCAAGGGCCUCAGCCAGUUCCUGGAGAGAUCAAGUACAGAACCUGUUUUAAAACAAUGGCCACGGUCUAUCAGGAAGAAGGCAUUUUAGCUUUGUAUAAAGGCCUGCUUCCCAAGAUUAUGAGGCUUGGACCAGGUGGUGCAGUGAUGCUGCUGGUUUAUGAAUACACCUAUUCAUGGCUUCAGGAGAACUGGUGAUUGCCUACAGAGUAUUUUUCCCCCUUGUGAUAAUAGAUAUUCAUUAUACAGCACCAUGAGAAGAAGAGAAUAUCGAUCAGCUGAGCCGAUACAAUGAUAAAUUAUAAUUAUACAAUUAUAUACAAUUAUAGAGGGUAAAACAGUUUGUUCAAGAACAAAACCUAUUUUGAUACUUCAAAAAUUAUCUCUAGACAAUUUGAAACUGUCGUUUUGGUCAUAUCCAUAAAACUGUGAGAAGAAAAAUACUACUAUGAAGCAAUGAGGUAUAUAAACUGAAUAUAGAAAAAUAGCAUGAAAUCAGAUCUAUAUCAUAAAAGCAAUAUAAAUUUUAUGACCUAUGUUCCUCUUACACGGCUUCACAAGGAAAAUUCAUUGUGUUGAUGAUUAUUUUCUCCCAAAAGGUCAA
Messenger RNA from Balaenoptera ricei (Rice's whale), 1662 nucleotides. RefSeq names its product solute carrier family 25 member 21 (gene SLC25A21). The coding region runs from base 357 to 1256 and encodes 299 amino acids. NCBI's taxonomy places the organism in Eukaryota, Metazoa, Chordata, Mammalia, Artiodactyla, Balaenopteridae. The transcript is spliced from 11 exons. Gene Ontology annotation, biological process: transmembrane transport. The record is from RefSeq and is a predicted model, not a curated record.